AUGGCUGCGCGCCGGGCUCUGCGCUGGCUGCUCUUGCUCCUGACCCAGGUCCCCGUCAUGGCCCGAGUGCGUGCAGAGCAGCCGGCCCAGCGUGGCUGCAGCCCGGAUGAGUACUGGUCUCCUGACCGCUGGUGCUGCCAGCUCUGUCCCGCAGGUGAAUUCGUGAGCAAGGCGUGUGUGAGCCCCCACACGCGGGGAUCCUGUGAGAAGUGUGAGCCAGGGACGUUCACCGCCUUCGCCAACGGCCUGCCUGCGUGUCGGCCCUGUUCCACCUGCCGGGAGGACCAGGAGCCGGUGGUGGAGUGCGCGUCAGCCCGGGACCGCGCGUGCCAGUGCCGGAGCGGCCAUUUCCACCCGGCCCGGGAGGCCUCCGAAUCCUGCUCACCGUGCACCAAGUAG
This is a messenger RNA of Perognathus longimembris pacificus (Pacific pocket mouse), 399 nucleotides long. RefSeq names its product tumor necrosis factor receptor superfamily member 22-like. Gene Ontology annotation, cellular component: cell surface; plasma membrane. Lineage: Eukaryota; Metazoa; Chordata; Mammalia; Rodentia; Heteromyidae. Gene Ontology annotation, biological process: positive regulation of apoptotic process; TRAIL-activated apoptotic signaling pathway. Gene Ontology annotation, molecular function: protein binding. The record is from RefSeq and is a predicted model, not a curated record. The transcript is spliced from 4 exons. Bases 1 to 399 code for a protein of 132 amino acids.